Molecule: messenger RNA, 1509 nt
Organism: Procambarus clarkii (red swamp crayfish)
Lineage: Eukaryota; Metazoa; Arthropoda; Malacostraca; Decapoda; Cambaridae
Source: RefSeq, a predicted model, not a curated record
CAUAUAUUAAUUAUAUACACUAGCUGUCUGUGCCCCAACACAAUGAAUUAUGAUGAUAUUGGGUUUUCAUGAAGACGGAUGGAAAGUUGACGAACGUUGCUGUGUAAACACAACUAUCUAUCUCUAACAAACACCCGCCCUUCACUGUGAUAACCUUACUUAUUCAGCUAUCCACGUGUAGGGCGCGUGUACAUCUCCUCAGAUAGAGAUCUUCUUUAAUAGUAAUAAGUCACCAGGAAUUGGAGGUGUGUUAUGGAAGGCCAGGGGGGCAGCUAUCUAUUUCCCAGCGAUGGCCAACAGCAGCAACCUGAAUGGGGAAGAGACCGCCCAAUUUCCUUUGAAGAUCUUGGGAUACCAAGGUCUCGGGCAACUCGUGCUACAGUGUUUGGCAAUAUACGAACUUGCCAGAGUCUUCGCUUCUUAGAGUGGGUCCUACUUAUUGGAGGCUUGUUAUCAACAUUAAUGACAAUUGGCUUAGCAGUCUACAGAUUGCUCUUCUUACCACCAGGGGCAUCAGACUAUGUGUUUGCUAUGUUGCUCAUUUUUCAUUCGGCCUUCUGCAUAAUUUACAUCUUAGAUGGAGUGUUUCGCGAACAGGCAUUUGAGGUGCUGGCAUUCGUGGCCUCAUGUGUGAUCCUGAUUGUCUACGUUGUGAUAAACUUUGUCAAAGAAUCUACUUCUACAUCGGAUGUAUUCAAAUUGGUUCGACUUGUUUUGACUUCAGUGUUUGGUACUAGUAUGGGAGGAGUUGGAUUGGUUCUUGGAUGCAAUUACUGGCAAUCUGAGAACCUCAUCUUCAGAACUGUGGGUGCAGAUAGCUCUAUCCAGGCUAUGUGUAGAACUCUGUUCACUGCCAUCACCCUCAUUCUAUUUGACACCCAGAUUGUGGGCAGUGUAAUCAUCAUGGCACUUCACCAUGGAAUGAAGCAGCUUGAUCUGGAGGAGUUGUUAACCCUAAGUGUAGGCGCUCCAAUGCUGUUAGCCUGGGCAGUCAUUGCAUACCUGGGGGUGAGAUCUUGUUCUGAAUUCUCUUCACAUUGGAGGAUAAUAGACACUCUUGUUUCUUUUAUGAUUCAGACUGCACUCAGCAAAGAAGAAAACCUCAUCGCUGAGUGCCGGUAUGCUGCCAGCGCAGGAAGUCUAAUUGUACACAUAGUCUUGAUUUACCUCAUGGUCCGAUGUUAUCGAAAUUUUGGAUUAGGACUAAAAGAAAAAGUGUACCCGCGGCAGACCACCACCACUGGAGUGCAAAGCAGUCUGGUUCAGUAAUCGUGUGACACAAAAUAGUUGUAUCAGUAUACUUACACUAGUCCUUCAAGUGACUUAUUUUACUUAUCAAAGUUAUAGCUCUUAAGAAUAGAUAUUUUAUUAUAUAAGCAAGGCCAAAGAUUAUGGAAAACUGUAAGAGAAGUAAUAUGCAGCAAUAGUAUGCCUAAGUCAUGUGGAAUAAAUGUUGAUAUUUUUGUUUUGUUAUAAUGCUCAAGUUCGAGUGAUAGUAAUAUAUAUAUA